AUGUCUGGGUGUCCGGUGAAUGUCCCAUCCAGCGUGGCCGAGGCGUCCCCAGCCCGCACCAUCAGUGGCCUGCGAUGGGCCCUUGUCUGCACAUCUCUGUACAUAUCCAUCUUUAUCUACGGACUGGACACCACCAUUGCUGCCGAUGUCCAAGGGUCUGUUGUCGAAGCUUUUGGCCAUGUCGAACAGCUCGCUUGGAUCGGUGCGGGUUUCCCGCUCGGAUCUGUCUCCGUUAUCCUGCUCAGUGGUGUUGUGUACACGACCUUCAAUAUGAAAUGGGCGUUUGUUGCCUCUCUGGUCGUGUUUGAAGUCGGCUCUGCCAUUUGCGGUGCCGCUCCCAGCAUGUCCGCUCUGAUUGUCGGACGUGUUAUAGCAGGUGCUGGUGGUAGUGGCGUCUUCAUGGGCUGCCUGAAUUACUUUUCCUGUCUGACCACCCCCGAAGAGCGAGGUCGCUACAUCACCGGCACUGGCUUUUUCUGGGGCAUCGGAGCCGUCCUUGGUCCUGUUGUUGGUGGCUCCUUUGUCGAAUCUAGCGCUACGUGGAGGUGGGCCUUCUAUAUCAACUUGAUCAUCGGCGCAGCCUUUGGCCCAGUCUAUCUUUUUGGGCUGCCAUCCUUUCACCCGGUUACCGACGUUUCGGUUUUGGAACGUGUCAAGAAAAUCGAUUUCAUGGGAUUACUCCUCGGUGCUGGAGUCUGGGUGUCUUUCACAAUGGCCUUCACGAUGGCAGGUGGCCAGUGGCCUUGGAACGACGGUCGCACUAUUGCCACAAUAGUAGCAUUCGUUGUCGUCCUGGUCAUUUUCGCCAUUCAGCAAACCUUUUCCAUCUUCACUACCCCGGAGACGCGGUCCUUUCCCAUCCAUCUUCUCCAAUCUAGAUCUCAGAUCCUCCUCUAUAUUGGCACCGCAUCCAACAUCACUUCCUUAUUUGUUAUUGUCUACUUCAUACCCAUCUAUUUUCAGUUUGUACAUGGCGACUCAGCCCUUCGAGCGGCCAUCCGGCUCUUGCCAUUCGUUGUCGUCACUGUUUGUUUCAAUCUCGGUACCGGACACCUGCUUUCCAAGAUCAAGCACUAUAUGCCUAUCUUUGUUGCAUCGGGUGCAUUUAUAACUCUUGGAAGCGCUCUUCUCACUGCAUACCUUGAUCCUGCUACACCUUCAAGCUACAUCUAUGGGUUCACUAUUAUCACGGCAGUCGGUACUGGCCUGACACUGCAGAUCGGAUAUGUUGUCGCAACUCUGAAAGCGCCCGAGCAUAUGGGUGAUGCCCUGGCCCUCCAGAAUGUGGCCCAACUUGGCGGUACGGUCAUCGCGCUUGUCAUUGCCGGUCAGGUCUUCCAGUCUGCUGCUAUUGCGAACCUAACAAAGGUCCUGGCAGGCACGGGUUACACCCGUGUCGAUAUUCAGAGCGCCGUUGCUGGUGCCCAGAGUCGCAUUUUUGAAGAAAUCAGUGGACCACUCAGAGAUCAAGCUGUCUUGGCCAUUACUCAAGCCAUGCAGAGGUCUCUCAUUCUCGUCUGCGUUGGUGGUGGCGUCCUCACAAUCAGUGGUCUCCUCAUGAAGCGCGAGAAACUCUUUUGAGAGAUUGUCUAGGCUGACGUGUAAGCCAGCGCUUUUCUUUGUGCUUCAAUAGUGAGGUGCACUAUAGUUAGUUAUUGGGUUUCAUGAACAACAUGUCAUGGUCAACUAUUUUCUUCGAAACUUGAAUGGGCUUUUGUGUUAUUAGAUAUUGUGGACGUUGGGGUUCUCACUGCGGUCUGCAUCGUUAUUAUUUCCACUGGUAAUGGAUUAAUUCCUCACUCUCUACAUAGUUUUACAU
Ilyonectria robusta is the source of this 1819-nucleotide messenger RNA. RefSeq names its product major facilitator superfamily domain-containing protein. The coding region runs from base 1 to 1581 and encodes 526 amino acids. The transcript has 2 exons. Lineage: Eukaryota; Fungi; Ascomycota; Sordariomycetes; Hypocreales; Nectriaceae. Gene Ontology annotation, molecular function: transmembrane transporter activity. The record is from RefSeq and is a predicted model, not a curated record. Gene Ontology annotation, biological process: transmembrane transport.